This is a messenger RNA of Boleophthalmus pectinirostris (great blue-spotted mudskipper), 1938 nucleotides long. It is a transcript of the gene lrrc4ca, whose product is annotated as leucine rich repeat containing 4C, genome duplicate a. Lineage: Eukaryota; Metazoa; Chordata; Actinopteri; Gobiiformes; Gobiidae. The transcript has a single exon. Bases 1 to 1938 code for a protein of 645 amino acids. Gene Ontology annotation, cellular component: glutamatergic synapse; plasma membrane; postsynaptic density membrane. Gene Ontology annotation, biological process: synaptic membrane adhesion; regulation of axonogenesis; modulation of chemical synaptic transmission. Gene Ontology annotation, molecular function: cell-cell adhesion mediator activity. The record is from RefSeq and is a predicted model, not a curated record.
AUGUUAAACAAGAUGACCUCCUCUCAGCAGCAGCAGACGAUGCGAGGUCCUAGGUGGAACCGGGCCUUGACCGACCCUUUGUUCGUGCUGCUCUUGGCCCUCCAGCUGCUGGUGGUGGCAGGGCUGGUGCGCGCUCAGACCUGCCCCUCUGUCUGCUCUUGUAGUAAUCAGUUCAGCAAAGUCAUCUGCACUCGUCGGGGCCUGAGGGAAGUCCCCGAUGGCAUCUCCACCAACACGCGCUACCUGAAUCUGCAAGAAAAUCUCAUUCAGGUCAUAAAGGUGGACAGCUUCAAGCACCUCAGACAUCUGGAGAUCCUACAGCUAAGCAAAAACCACAUACGGAAAAUUGAGCUGGGGGCUUUCAAUGGACUGGCCAAUCUCAACACCUUGGAGCUCUUUGAUAACCGCCUCACUACUAUCCCAAACGGGGCGUUCGAGUAUCUGUCCAAGCUGAAGGAGCUUUGGCUGAGGAAUAACCCCAUUGAGAGUAUCCCCUCCUAUGCUUUCAACCGUGUGCCCUCACUGCGGCGCCUGGACCUUGGGGAGCUCAAACGGCUCUCCUACAUAUCCGAGGGGGCCUUUGAAGGGCUAAGCAAUCUGAGAUACCUAAAUCUGGGAAUGUGCAAUUUAAAGGAAAUUCCCAACCUUAUUCCCCUUGUAAAGUUGGAUGAACUGGAGAUGUCCGGGAACCAGCUGUCCAUCGUCCGGCCUGGCUCUUUUAAAGGGCUCAUACAUUUGCAGAAACUUUGGAUGAUGCAUGCCCAGAUCCAGACCAUUGAGCGUAACUCUUUUGACGACCUGCAGUCACUGGUGGAGCUAAAUCUGGCCCACAAUAAUCUUACUCUUUUGCCUCAUGACCUGUUCACCCCUUUGCAUCGCUUGGAGAGGGUUCACUUACAUCACAACCCUUGGAAUUGUAACUGUGACAUUUUAUGGUUAAGCUGGUGGCUAAAGGAGAUGGUACCGGCUAACACAAGCUGCUGUGCAAGGUGCAGUUCACCCACACACCACAAGGGACGCUACAUCGGCGAACUGGACCAGAACUACUUUCACUGUUAUGCUCCUGUUAUUGUGGAGCCCCCUGCGGACCUGAACGUGACCGAGGGCAGCGCUGCGGAGCUGAAAUGCAGAGCCAGUUCUUUGACCUCUGUCAGUUGGAUUACGCCGAACGGUUCGAUCAUGACACACGGAGCAUAUAAAGUCAGGAUAUCAGUGCUAAAUGACGGGACGCUGAACUUUACCAACGUCACCAUGCAAGACACUGGAACUUACACUUGUAUGGUGAGCAAUUCGGCUGGCAACACAACCGCGUCCGCAACUCUUAACGUUUCUUCGACGGAGAACAGCAGCUUCAGCUAUUUCACCACAGUGACAGUGGAGACUAUCGAAUCGCCGCACCAGGAAGGAGUGACUACAACUGUGCAUCAAAGAGUCGGCCCCACCGCAUCCGCCGGUAUGUGGGAAACAGUGUCCCCAACUUCAACCACGACGACUACAGUUCGAACGCCAAUGUCAACACGCGCUACCGAGAGAACCUACACUAUCCCUGUCACGGAUAUUGACGGUACCCUGAACGGUCUGGAUGAGGUGAUGAAGACAACCAAGAUCAUCAUCGGUUGCUUCGUGGCGAUUACGCUCAUGGCUGCCGUCAUGCUGAUCAUCUUCUACAAAAUGAGGAAGCAGCACCACCACCAGAACCACCACGCCCCGACGCGCACCAUCGAGAUUAUAAACGUGGACGAGGACUGCGUGACAGGGGGGCCCGGCAUGGAGGGUCACCUGACUUUGCCCCCUCUGGAACACGAGCAUCUAAAUCAUUACAAUACGUACAAGACUGCGUACAACCACGCCACCAUCAACUCUAUACACAGUUCUGCUCAUGAACCUUUGCUAAUCCGAGCCAGUUCAAAAGACAAUGUUCAAGAGACCCAGAUCUGA